This is a messenger RNA of Clupea harengus (Atlantic herring), 1041 nucleotides long. RefSeq names its product dickkopf WNT signaling pathway inhibitor 3a (gene dkk3a). NCBI's taxonomy places the organism in Eukaryota, Metazoa, Chordata, Actinopteri, Clupeiformes, Clupeidae. The record is from RefSeq and is a predicted model, not a curated record. Gene Ontology annotation, biological process: multicellular organism development; negative regulation of canonical Wnt signaling pathway. Gene Ontology annotation, molecular function: receptor antagonist activity; co-receptor binding. Gene Ontology annotation, cellular component: extracellular region.
CAGCUGGCUUGCUUCACGGUGCCAGAUGACAGUGCUGCUCUUCUAGAUCAUUUGCACGGCGCAUACGGAGACUGUGGACUGAGGACAGGCUCGUUCAGUUGAACGACUCUAAUACUGCGACGAGAUGAUGCUCUUUUUCGUUCUAAGCCUGUGUCUGGCUGUCGGAAAUGGCAUUCUACCAGAUAUGCCAACAACCGUGGAUUCGGACGUCAACAGCACACUCGAGGCAAAUGUAUCCCAAGGUCAUACAACCUUAAAUGAUAUGUUUAGGGAGGUAGAGGAACUGAUGGAAGAUACGCAACACAAACUAGAAGACGCGGUGCACCAGAUAAACAAUGAGAGUGCCAAGUCCAGCUCGUAUGCACAGGAUUACCAUAAUGAAAACAUCUCUGAGAGUGUGGCCGGAAAUCAGUCCAUUCAAGUUACCAAGGAGUUUGAGAAGGUGGCCGACAACGCAACUGGAGAGACUCACUUUCCCAGAAGUGUGAUCCAGACAACCAAAGAAAAUGAUGUUGAUCAUGAGUGUAUCAUCGAAGAGGACUGUGAGAAGGGCACAUAUUGCCUCUAUGAGACGCACCGCUCCCAGUGUCUGCCCUGCAAAGAACUGGAUAGGUCAUGUAGUAAGGAUGAGGAGUGCUGCUCGGGGCACCUAUGUAUUUGGGGCCAGUGUUCUCAAAAUGCAACCAAAGGAGAGAGAGGGAGCAUCUGUCAACACCAGAGCGACUGCUGUCCCGACUUGUGCUGUGCUGUCCACAAAGCCCUGCUCUUCCCUGUGUGCAACUCCAAGCCAAUCGAGCAUGAGCGCUGUUUCAGUUCCACCAAUCACCUGAUGGAGCUCCUGUCCUGGGACGUGGAGGGGGAGGGUCCAAAGGAGCACUGCCCCUGUGCUGGGGAGCUCCAGUGCCAGCACAUGGGGAGGGGAUCUCUGUGUCUACAGCCCCAGAAGUCCAGCGAGGAGGAACUGACCGACACCCUUUACUCCGAGAUUGACUACAUCAUCUGAGAGUUCACGGCUCGAAGUGGAGGAGCAAGGAGACGCAC